AUGCUGCAUCGCGUUGGCGUCCGACGGCUCUGGCGGCCAUCAAGGCCACUUGCAACCGCGGUCGCGGGUUCCGCUGUGAGCAAAGGCGUCACCGCAGCCGCGUCGCCUGCAGCCCCCAUAUCGCCUGCCUCUCUGGCAAUCCUGAAGUAUGCGUACGAGGUAGUGGAUACACCUGAGAAAUUGGACGACGCCGUCCAGUCAUUACUAAGGGCGCGCUCCAUUGCCCUUGACAUUGAGGCCUUCUGUACAACAGAAGAGGCGAAGCAGUUGGGGCGUAUUUCCCUUCUACAAGCCUGCUCAGAUGCAAAACCGGUAGUAUUUCUUUUUGACGUGCUGACCCUUACGGCUCCCGUGUUUGUUAAAAGUGUGCAACCCUUAUUGCAAAAUCGCAGAAUAAGGAAAUUACUUUUUGACUGUAGGCGGGAUGUCGAAGCGCUGAGCUCUCAGUUGGGGCUGAAACCAGAGGGUGUGUUAGAUCUUCAAGUAUUUUUCACAGCCAUUCAAUGGAAACUUCGCAGUGUGAAUCGUCGUUCCGGGAUGGCGUAUGUGCUGAAGAGCGUUGCAGGUCUUACACGGCAGAAUGGUGAUUCUGCUGUACAGGCCGCCAUGACACUUGGAAACCGCCCUGUGUGGGACAUCCGUCCGUUGCCAGACCACUUUCUCGAGUAUGCUGCCGAUGAUGUACGGCACAUCCUUCUUUUGUCAAACUAUCUUGUGGAGCAGAGAAACGUUCCAAUAGACGUGAUAGCAGUGGAGCGUCUCACCGCCCAAUACGUUGAACACUAUGCAAUUGGAAAACCUGUUACCGAAGAGGCGGAUGCGACACCAGCGGAAGUCAACGUUGCUUGGUUGGAACGAUAUAUUGGGCCAGGCGGAGUGUGUAACUUCUGUGGUUCCAAGGGCCACACAGAGGCGGAGUGCUUCAAGAAGAAACACGGGAAAGCCAAGUGCUCUUUCUGCGGAGAAAUCGGGCAUACGGCACGUAACUGCUUUAAAAAACAUCCACAGCUGCUUAAGUGUGACAAAUGUGGCCAACUUGGGCAUACCAGCGCAAGCUGCUUCCGAGCAAACCCUUGUAGUCACUGUGGUGGUCCGCACAGUAGUGCGAAUUGUCACAAGAUGCUGCGGCAACGAAAGUUUUUUCAUGAAACACCCCCGUCUUAA
Molecule: messenger RNA, 1164 nt
Organism: Trypanosoma rangeli
Lineage: Eukaryota; Euglenozoa; Kinetoplastea; Trypanosomatida; Trypanosomatidae
Product: zinc finger protein, predicted
Exons: 1
Coding region: 1-1164 (387 amino acids)
Biological process (GO): nucleobase-containing compound metabolic process
Molecular function (GO): zinc ion binding; 3'-5' exonuclease activity; nucleic acid binding
Source: RefSeq, a predicted model, not a curated record